This is a messenger RNA of Rasamsonia emersonii CBS 393.64, 3960 nucleotides long. RefSeq lists its product as uncharacterized. The transcript has 6 exons. Gene Ontology annotation, cellular component: RAVE complex. Gene Ontology annotation, biological process: vacuolar acidification. Bases 1 to 3960 code for a protein of 1319 amino acids. Gene Ontology annotation, molecular function: protein binding. NCBI's taxonomy places the organism in Eukaryota, Fungi, Ascomycota, Eurotiomycetes, Eurotiales, Trichocomaceae. The record is from RefSeq and is a predicted model, not a curated record.
AUGCACUCGUUAUCCUCGGCGGAGCGCAGACGCUCCUGCAGACGAUCUACGUGGACGAAACUGAAGCCCUCGAAGCCAUCGCUAUUGAUGAAACAACAGGUCGGAUUGCUGAGAGACGCUGAAGGUUCGAGCUCCGUCGCAGACUUGAGAGACCUCGAUGAUGGCAUCGAGGAUUGGGCGACAUCUGAGACUAACGGGAAAGGACGAAAACAGUGGUCCCUGGCUCACGCUUUCCGUCCGCAAGACGACAAUGAGGCUGUCAACACGCUGUCGUGGGGCUCUUCCGAUGAGCUCCUUGUCGCUAACUCCAGUCUCGCUGUAUGGUUCUUGAAUGACACACCUCGCCUUGUAUGGAAGAAAAAGCUGGCGAACCCCGCCAAAUUCGCGCAAUUUUCUCCUGACGCGGAAUUGGUUGCGACCACUGGACACUAUGACCGGCUCGUCAAAAUCUGGCGCAGAUUGGCCUUCGGUGCUGACGACGUGCGGUUCGAGGUUUCCUAUCUUCCUCAUCCUGCUGCGGUCACCGGGAUACACUGGCGAAAGCCGUUCCACCGCGAACAAUCGAUGGACAAUGUCCUCUAUACUAUAUGUGCGGACAACAAGAUCCGGGUGUGGACGGUCACGGAUCAUCAGGCUGUCUCACCCAUGCAGCUUUGGGCAGAGAUUGAUAUGAAUGAAUCGAUCCAGCCAAGGGACGUUGCGCAGGCUGAGAAGGGAGGCCGUCGAUAUGGUUUCAUUAUAGAUAGUCGAGAUUUCUCGGCUGCAACCGAACGAGCAGUGCAACGGAAUACCAAAAAGGAUAACCUCGCUCUGGAACAUAUCGUUGAGGUAGCGAACAAAAGUCCAGAGAUCUGUGUCAUCGUUGAUGGCAAAGGUCAUAUGUCUGCGUGGGCUCUCGAGAACGUUGGUUCUAAAGCAAGGUCUCCGACGGAUGUCUUCAAUAUCCUCCAUAUUGAGGGUCUACAUUUCUCAUUUGCGCCGGGCGCGUCGCCCGAAGAGGAUUACGCACAGUUCUAUUCGUUUGUAGCCUCCACGUCCGGAGACUCAUUGACGAUCUUGGUCCACCACUUCGACGGGCGCAUAGAAUGGUUUGACUCACAAGUGGACGUGCUCUUCGACCCAACGCCGCGCAAGAACAGGUUGACAUCGCGGGGGAUCUGGUCUGGUCACACAGAACCGAUAAAGAAGAUUGUCCGCAACGCAAGCGGACAUGUUCUUGUAUCGCGAACCGAUGACAACAAUGCUAUGAUCUGGAGACAGAGGACCCAAGGCUCUGGUCCUGUUCUUGUUUGCCAGAGCUCGAUAUCGUCUACCGAGCAUAUCCAUCGGACCUGUGUGAUUGGCGAUGGGCAGUUCCUUGUGAAUCUCCACCACCACAGCAUAUCCUUAUGGGAUAUCCGCUCCUCUCCUGCUGAGAGGCUAGCGGUUUGCAAUUUUUCGUUGUCUGGCAAGCCGCUUUGUGUCUUGUUGAUCCCUAACGCGGAGCCUGUUGAGAAUCCGGUGUACGUGGCCACUAUUGGAGCAGACAUGAAAGGUGUCGCCUGGGAAAUCCAUCUGCCUUUUAGUAAGCACCAUACAGCCAUCACUAAUGGAACUGGCGCAUUGAUGCGUCAAUUCUGUACCUUCAGCCUAGGUUUGGAAGAGGACGUCUCUUAUAUCCUGCCUGUUGAUCCUGCCGGUCAACGUGUCAAGACGUCUAAUUUUCUUGAUGCCUUCGCUGCCGAUAUAGCCAUUUCCUAUACGCCUACUGGAACGAUCCACACAUGGGCUGCCAAAAUUGAUAAGGAGCAGGGAAAACUAGAUUGGUUGUUGACGUCAACCGUUGAAACUGGCAUUGCGAAUCCUUCUCUUGCAAGCGGCAGCUCGAUUCGCAAAGCUGCUCUUGUCGACCAAGAGCGCACUCACCUCACCAUUUGGGAUACGAGCGGUGCUCAGCUGGAAUUUGAAGAGCGGUUUUUGCCCCAUGACAUGAUCCGCGACCUCGAUUGGACCUCGACUCCGGACAUGCAAUCGAUUCUCGCUGUCGGAUUUCCACAUAAAGUCAUCUUGCUGUCCCAACUCCGUUAUGAUUAUCUUGACUCGGGUCCAUCCUGGACACAGAUUAGGGAGAUACGAAUUCGUGACCUGACGCCUCACCCGAUCGGCGACUCUUGCUGGUUAAGCAAUGGAAAUCUGGUUGUUGGCGCGGGGAAUCAAUUGUUUGUGUAUGACAGGCAUAUCGAGAUCAGCAACCGCCUUGUUACGGAGUUGCGUAUACCCUCUCAUGGUAGUUCGGUUGUGGAUCUCUUUGACGUCGUGUCUCGACUGAAUGGACCGCUACCUGUGUUCCACCCGCAAUUCCUUGCCCAAUGCAUCCUAUCCGGCAAGACGAACCUGGUUCAUUCUAUCCUGCUGAAUCUGCAUAGGAAGCUCAAGUUCUACACCGAGGGUGAUGAGCUUGAUUCUUUCCUUGGCAUGCCUAUCGAAGAUUUCUAUCGAGAGACCGAUGUCAUGCAAAAGGCAGCAUGGAAGGAGCUGCGGUCCUCAUAUGCAGAUUUCUCCACGGAUGAUGAGUCGCAGACCUUGGAUGAGAAUGUGGCUGCCAUCGUAAACGAAAAUCUUACACGAGUGACACUGCCUCAACUAUCAAGCCAGGAGCAGUUCCGCCUGGCCGAUACGAUAGAGUGCGUUGCUACAGUUGAGAAGCAUCGACGCUCGAUGGAUGAUAAUGCUGCCCGCUACCUGCUCUUCUUUCGCCAGCACAUGCUGCGGAGAAGCCAGGGACUUUCCAACAAGAAUACUGUAUCCUGGAGAGAAAUUGUGUGGGCAAUGCAUAGCGGCAGCCAGGAUAUACUAACAGACUUGGUAUCCCGACAAUUCAAUGGCAAGAUGGUGUGGAAGUCCGCGCGAGAGAGUGGUAUCUUUAUGUGGUUAUCAGACCUGACGGCCCUGAGGGCACAACUGGAAGUAGUCGCUCGAAACGAAUACACAAAGACGGAGGAGAAGAACCCGGUUGACUGCUCUCUCUAUUAUUUAGCUCUGCGAAAGAAGAAUGUGCUACAAGGAUUGUGGCGGAUGGCAAACUGGCAUCGCGAACAGGCUGCCACUCAGCGUCUCUUGGCCAAUAACUUUCAGGAGGCGAGAUGGAAGACUGCGGCAUUGAAAAAUGCGUACGCGUUGCUUGGGAAGCGUCGAUUCGAGUAUGCUGCCGCUUUCUUUUUGCUGGCGGACCAUUUGCGUGAUGCUGUCAACGUCUGCAUAAAUCAGCUGGGCGACCUUCAAUUGGCCAUUGCUAUCACGAGAGCUUAUGAGGGCGAUGAUGGGCCGACCCUGAAGGAAAUACUCGAAGAAAAAGUGCUUGUAGAGGCUGCCGCAGAGGGUAAUCGGUGGAUGGCGUCUUGGGCAUUCUGGAUGCUUAACCGCCGCGGUAUGGCAGUGCGCUCUUUGAUUAUGGCUAACGAUUGCUUUCAGUCGCCUAUUGAAUCUUUGAUCCCGCCGACUCCUGCGACCCCUGGAAGCCCAGGAAUGAUAUCACUGCAGGCGAAAUCCUACCUGUCGAAUGACCCUGCCUUGGUUGUUCUCUACAAGCAGCUACGAGAGAAGUCUUUGCAGACUAUAAAAGGUGCUACACAGAUACCGCCUGUCGCGGAAUGGAACUUUGUUCUCCGUAAUGCACGGCUAUACGAUCGAAUGGGUUGCGAUCUCCUGGCGCUUGAUCUUGUGCGCCAUUGGGAGUUCCUUCGCGCACCGCCACCAUCUGCCAACCGAAUACCCACCAGGCUCGAUGAGGAUGCAACGGACUAUCGCAAAUAUCUAAGACGGCGCAGCAGUCUUGUUGUCGCUGACCUGCCUAUCCGUCAUCCGGAGCUGUCAAUAUCAAACGACAUCAAGAGCCCAACGGAAGAACAGAAGCCAAAACCCAAACCAACGACCUUUGAAGAGCCGGACGCGAACUCGCUGCUAGACAGUUUUGGAUUUUGA